CCAGCGUCCAGAGCUCGUCCGGCAAACCCGAAGGGCGACUGUUUGGCACAAGGGCUUUUCAAGGCUAGCCUACGACGGGAUGCGGGCGUCAUGUCAUCCCUAACUUAUUGAUCUUCUUUCCGAGGCAGUCCGCUCAUUCCUCGACCGUACGGCCAUGUCUGGCUACGCUCCUAUCGCUGCAGACGAAGACGACUCUGAGAAGCUCUUGCAUCAGGACGCCCCGGCGCAAGAGUGGUCUUCCACGCUGAAGGCAAGCUCGGGCGAGCGCGCGUUCCGCAGGUGGUGGCCGUGGGCUGCGCAUGCCGUCUUGCUAUCUGUCUCCCUCACCAUCCUGUUCACGGCGUGGCGCACGGAGGACGCUCGAUGCGCUAGGAAGCUGUCUACAUAUUCACCUGCACUCGAGGCAGUCGAGUACAAGGACAUAGUCUUUGACGGCGUCCUAGACUCCCCGAGUGAAUACCGCGGCCCGCCGAGCACAGCGAUUGAUAACGCUUGGAACCGGAUCCAAUUGAACACGUCUACCUUCAUCCACCCCAUUCGCAUCCAAGAGUCCGACCUCGCAAAGUUCGGCCAGACCAAGCGUCCAAGCCUAGCAUACUACCAGGAGGAAGACGGCGGUGGCAUCUACGCCAGCAUCGAGGUUGGCCAUCAGCUUCACUGCCUGGACAUGCUCCGGCAGAACAGCUACGUCGACCACUACGGUUCUAGCGACGAGAACUACGUCAAACGGCCCGAAUUCUACCGGAUCCACAUCGAUCACUGCAUCGAGAUGAUCCGGCAGGUGCUCAUGUGCAACUCGGACGUCGGGCUGCUCACUUUCGACUGGGUCGCGGGCUUCGACGUGCCCUUCCCGAACUUCAGCACGCAGCACAAGUGCCGCGACUUCGAGCGGGUGUACGACUGGUACGAGCGCAACAUGAUCGACCUCCCGAUGGAGCGGAUGGUCCGCGUAGGCGGCGUGGUGGAUAUGAGCCCGGAGGAGGCGGGCGUGAGCGCGAUACACUUGAGGGAUCAGUAGUAGUGGCGGCGCUUGCGCGUGGAGGACA
Messenger RNA from Rhodofomes roseus, 1046 nucleotides. RefSeq lists its product as uncharacterized. The transcript is spliced from 5 exons. Lineage: Eukaryota; Fungi; Basidiomycota; Agaricomycetes; Polyporales; Fomitopsidaceae. Gene Ontology annotation, biological process: mycotoxin biosynthetic process. The coding region runs from base 155 to 1018 and encodes 287 amino acids. The record is from RefSeq and is a predicted model, not a curated record.